AUGUAUGACUUAACAAUUGACAGUGCUCGAGUAAUAAGACUCGCUGUUGAAUGCUCUUGGAAAGAACCUAUGGCGACUUUGCUCAGAGAAAUAGGAGUGAACCCUCGACCGCAUACUCGUCAGCUUCUCGAGACUGUUGCUGCUAAUUUGAGGGCUGAGAAGAACACUGUGGCUGCUUCCCGAGAGAAACAGAGGCAGUCAUUUUGGGAUGUCUUCUUUGGGACUCCUGAGUCACCAGCUAUUCGUGAAAAAUGUGAUGUGAUUGCUAGCAUAGAGAGCUUAUUAAUCGAUGCUGAUGCUAAUAUGGGUACACAUUUCGUUGCGCAAACAACUAUUCCGUCGGAUUUAAGUCACGGAAGCUCAUCCUCCGUCAAUCACACACCUGUGUUGUCAGAGACUCCCAAAAGGCCUCCAAAACAUCAAGCUCCGGAUCAUGUGAAGGAUCCUAUAACAGGUUUAAUGUAUCUUACAGAGCUCGGUCGGCGUCAAGUAUGGAGCGGCGAAAGGCAAGUGUUUGUAAAUUCUCCACGUCUCAUUGAUUUUAGAUUUAUUCCCUAUAUCAGGCGGCCAUAUGAAUUUCCUCCAUUAGUUUUUCUACUGGCAAAAGUGAAUGAGUAUUUGAAUCGGACCCCUGUUGUGAAAGCAAUAGCUGACGAGUACUCAAAAGACUCUGUUCUUGGCGCAAUUGCUCGUACAGUCAUGGAUCCUCCUUGUCCGAAUCCAACGAGCCCAAUUUCGUCGCCAGUCUUUUCAAAAACACUUAAGGUUACCCCUCCGGUGCUGCGAAUUCGGGUUCUUGCAAAUUAUGGAGUUCUCCUCAGCAUGUUCAUCAUCUUCUUGUUCGCUCGAUAUGGAAUUUGGGCACUUAUUCCAGUGUUGUUAGUAUCGUUUAUAUGCGCAAUAUUUUGUCUCGCAGCGGAAGAUCUCUGA
Messenger RNA from Strongylus vulgaris, 930 nucleotides. The record is from the annotation of a GenBank genome assembly. Lineage: Eukaryota; Metazoa; Nematoda; Chromadorea; Rhabditida; Strongylidae.